AUGAGCAUCAGCGUCAGUCGCGAGUCCAUCUCGAAGCUCAUGGGCGAACUAGUGGACACGUUCCCCAUGGAGGCCGAAGGCCGGUCGUCCAUUUCGGACUUUGGCAAGUUGCUCUUCACCGAAGGACAGAGCCUCACGAGCAGCGGCAGUAGUGGCGCUGUCGCGCAUGGCGAGACGCACAGCGGCAGCAACCGCAAAAACAGUCGGCGGAACUCGGGCGGGGCCGUGAAAGCCAGUGCAGCGUCCCCAGGUCCGAUCGGUGCGACAGGCAGCAAGCGCGUGUUCACCGAGAUCAAAGGCAUUCCGCGUCAAAAGCAGCACGAUAUUAUGAAGACAAAGGAUAAGGCAGUGCCAAAGCGCUGGACGCAAGAGGAGGACGACCGACUGCGGGAAGCGGUGGGACGACAUGGAGAGCGCAAUUGGAAGUCCAUUGCCGAGGAAGUGCCGGGUCGGAACCACACGCAGUGUCUCCAGCGCUGGACGAAAGUGCUUGCGCCUGGACUAGUGAAAGGCCAUUGGCGUCCCGAUGAAGACGAGCUGCUGAAGGAGUUGGUCGCGGAAGGCCGCAAGAACUGGGGACAAGUGGCAACGCGCAUUCCUGGCCGAACAUCGAAACAGUGCCGCGAGCGCUGGUACAACCACCUCGAUCCGAGCAUCAUCCGAGGUGAGUACACAGUGGAAGAAGACCGGAUGAUCCUGGAUGCACAGGCCCGUCUGGGUAAUCGCUGGUCGGCCAUUGCUGCGAUGCUGCCUGGACGUACAGAAGACGCGGUCAAAAUCCGCUGGAAAUCGCUCUGUCGCGUGCGUAAAGGACAAGGACGUCGUGGACAGGCUGAUAAGAACAAAAUCAGCCCCAGGGCUGCAAUAAUGGGGUUGCCUGGACCCAUGCUUCACCAUGGUGGCGCGGACUUUGACGAAACUGUCGUCAAAAGUGAAGAAGUCGCUGGUUAUUCGAUGCACUCGCAGCAGCAUCAAGGCGUGCACAUGGUUCGCCUCCCGACCGGCCAAAUGGUGCCAGCAUCGAGCAUGCAAUCGGGUGGUCGACAUGGCCACCAGAAUCACCAGAUCAUGGUGGGCGGAAACGGCAUGAUGUAUCCGCCCGGUGCGAGUGGCGGCGGUGGGUAUGAUCCUACCAUGGCGCACUACAGGAAGCCUCCUAUGCAGCAACACGUGCUGAACGGUAGCUUUGACCACGUCGCGUUGCCGCCUACAGGAUCUAUGACAGGCAAUCACGCGCAGAACUUGCAGGCCGAGCGCCGAUCGAAUAUAAAUUACUCGGUCGAGCGGCGGUCGGACGUGGAGUAUUCCGAGCAUCGACCUGACAUGGAUUACUCGGUAGAUCGCCGGACUGCUAUACCGUCUAGCAACGUGGCAGCAUCUCCGCAGUCUCGAAACGGAUAUCGCCAGGGGUACUCAGGUCCUUCUUCGACUUAUGCGUCCAGCAUGAACAACGGGAUGUAUUCGACGACGGGACCAUUGAGACCCUUGAACAAUGGGCAGAUCUAUGGUAGCGCACAGCAGCUGGAUACGUAUCGGCCUGGGGCGAUAUUCGGUACGCCAGCGUCGUCGCACGAGCCCCAGCAGAUGCACCCGUUACAGCCGCAAAUGAUGCCGUACAACUACGGGAUACAGUCGGGCACAAGCUCGACCGAGGGCAUGCAUGCAGAGUCUUCAGCAAACCACUCGAUGUUGUCGGUGAACAAUGGGAUGAGCAACCCUGUGGCUACGUUCGCCCAGCAACAGCAUCGACAGCGGGAGCCUCACCAGUACUCGGACACCUCGGUGCCAAUGCCUCACCCUAACAGUCAGCAGCAGCAGCUUCACCGUCCCGCCCAGCAUUAUGCUCGUCUGCACGAUCAAGACCAGCAAAAUGCCGAAAAGGAGUCACCCGAGCCAUAUCAAAAUCACGUCGAGCAGUCGGGUACGAAUGAAGAAGAACACGUAGAAUAUGAAUCGACACCCGGGUUCCCGCCUACAUCUUCCGGCCAGGCGAUAUCGAACCCAGCCGCAAUGUUCGCCCACAGCCAAGCCGCCGCGGCACCUCCUACAGCUGGCGGUGGCAAUCCAGUGGCUGCGUUUUUGCGCAUGCAGCACCACCAGAAAGACAAGGAACAGCUUAGCAGCGCUAGCAAGGUGGCUCAGGCAGGUUUGCAGAGACCGUAUAACCCAGCUGCGGCAUUUGUUCAGCGAUUUCAAGCCGGCCAAAAAGUGCCGAUGCCUCGUGUCAAUUGCGCAAGCUUUUCUAAACCCGGCGAGGAUGUGUCGCACGAAAAUGAUGACGGUGAGAGUGGCCCGGGAUACAGAUCAAACGAGCCUUCAUUUAAGAAGGUGAAGCCAAGACUGAGUAUUGAUGCUGCUCGAGCUUCAGCUGCUCGUCGGAUACGCAACUCAGGCAGCGGGGGUAGUUUGGCUGGCCGCGGAAGUCUGGAUGUAUUUUUGAACGAGAUUGGUGACGUCGGCCGGUUAUCAGACUUGAAGAUGGACGAAUUCCAGACGCUGGAAGAGUUGUGGCGGGUCUCAGGCGACAUGGACCGGCUGUCGUUAUGA
Molecule: messenger RNA, 2547 nt
Organism: Hyaloperonospora brassicae
Lineage: Eukaryota; Oomycota; Peronosporomycetes; Peronosporales; Peronosporaceae
Source: the annotation of a GenBank genome assembly